AUGUCUUAUUCCCAAGAUUGGGAUCGUUUUACGAACGGGAUGGGUGUCAGUCUCGCUACCGAGGCUCGAAUCUGCUGCGGAACUACUACGGCGGGUGCGCCGUGCAAGAACUCCAUCAAAUUCCAAGAUUUCAAGACUGGGCAACAGCAAUUGGCAAAUUUCGCCGCACAGCCAUUCGAAUUCUUGACAUUACGAUCCACCUUAAAUGAUAUCGCGAGGAACUUUCUCUGUGCCAGAUGGCACCGGCAGCGACAGGCUGACCAGCUUGGGCAGCAGUGGUAUGAGGCGGUCGUUCGGAGCCGGGAACAUGCCAGACACACCUCCGAGGUCGCUGCCGUAGCACCCGAUAUCGAAGCGGACCAGAGCCAGCGAUCGACAUUUGGGCGCCCAACAGACCCGGUGCUUUCCUCUAGAGCCACAACCCAACAUGAGGAUGAAUCGAUAUCCCUGGUCCGUGAUCCAGCUCCUCUCGGGCCUUCGGAAAGAAUCUGCAGAUACGUCAUGGCUUCGAUGUUACGAACCAACAGCGCUCCGUGGUGUAUCUCACCGGCUCAGCCAGCUACCCUGUCGGGCUUCAAUAUCGGGGCGGGGAUGCAAAAUCUGGAACUGCACAGCCUCACUCUCAGCGACGAGGUGUCUGCUAUCUAUUGUCCAUUCUGUUUAGGAGACGAUGAAGAGUAUCUGGACGAGAGCGUGAUCCUUCGUUGUAACCGGUGCCGGGGAUUGGCUCAUCUGAGCUGUGUGGAAGAAUGGCUGGAGAAGCGCGACGCGGGACCUCACGUGUCCUGCUGUGCCUGCCGAAGUGACGGAGCACUGGAUGCUCUGCUCCGCUCACCGAGAGCGAGGGCGAAUCCUGACCCAGCAAGUGAAGAUGCGGAAACACACGCAGCUCUAUUGGUGGAACGUUCGGAUGCCACCAAUAGCCCUCACCAGUCGAGUUCAGAUCGUCUACCAGUGCGGUCAGUGUCAUCGCCCCACAGACGAGCACCCUGUAGUACAACACGCAGUGUCCGCCGGUCGGCCCGCCUGGCAGAGAACAAUACACCUCGCCGGUCGCCGCGUCUGAACCGAACUUGA
Molecule: messenger RNA, 1077 nt
Organism: Penicillium brasilianum
Lineage: Eukaryota; Fungi; Ascomycota; Eurotiomycetes; Eurotiales; Aspergillaceae
Source: the annotation of a GenBank genome assembly